Capsicum annuum is the source of this 2727-nucleotide messenger RNA. Its product is annotated as heterogeneous nuclear ribonucleoprotein Q. Gene Ontology annotation, cellular component: nucleus. The record is from RefSeq and is a predicted model, not a curated record. The transcript is spliced from 12 exons. Gene Ontology annotation, molecular function: mRNA binding. Bases 142 to 2445 code for a protein of 767 amino acids. NCBI's taxonomy places the organism in Eukaryota, Viridiplantae, Streptophyta, Magnoliopsida, Solanales, Solanaceae.
UGGGGUAAAUUUAACCCUUUUGCUAAGUUAAUGCAUAAGUAUAAAAGUAGGGUUUCCCAAGCAGAAAGAAAGAGCAUUAAUUGAUUCUUUUCCGUCAAAGGUUCAAGAUUAGGUUUCCUUUCGAUUUGUGAGAACUCAACGAUGCCUCCGAAAGCAGGGAGGAAGACACCUACAGGAUCUGGAUCCAAAAGAGGUGGCCGUACUGCUCGUGGAACGCCAAAGUCUCAGGCGAUGCCCGUAAAUUUAGAGACAUCUAUGAAGGUUGAAGACAAAGAAGAGAAUAAGGAUAAGGCGGUGGAGCUCAAAGAAGAAUUGAAGGUCGCUGAAGAAAAGCCUGAGGAGAAAACUGUGCAGCCCACCGAACCGGAGCCUGAGGAGGCCGGGGCGGUUUCAGACAAGAAGAAGGACAAUGUGAAAGAGUCGGUUGAUCACUAUGAAAAGGGUGAGCGAUUAGAUUUGGAGGAUAAUGACCCUGAAUAUGAACCUGAAGAGUAUGGCACAGUUGAUUAUGAUGAGAAUGGGAGUGAACAUGACGUUAUUCAGGAAGAGGGGAGUGAAAUAGGGGAAGAACCUGAAGAAGCAGAUGUUGGUGAAGAGGAAGAGGGUGAUAUGAUUGUAGAGGAUGUUGCAGAUGUCCAUGAGGAAAUUGAGGGUGAUGAAGAAGAUGAGCAUGCUGAUGCAGCAGAGGAGGAAGAACAUCAUGAAGUUGUUAAAGAAAGACGUAAGCGGAAGGAAUUUGAAAUAUUUGUUGGUGGCCUGGACAAGGAUGCUACCGAGGAGGAUCUCAGGAAGGUCUUCAGUAAAGUUGGUGAGAUUACUGAAGUGAGGCUCCUGAUGAAUUCUCAGACAAAGAAGAAUAAAGGAUUUGCAUUCCUGCGAUUUGCUACUGUUGAACAAGCAAAAAGAGCUUGUACUGAGCUGAAAAACCCAGUGGUUAAUGGCAAAAAGUGUGGUGUUUCUCCAAGUCAAGACAAUGAUACGCUUUUUUUGGGUAAUAUAUGCAAGACCUGGACUAAAGAAGCUUUAAAAGAGAAGCUGAAGCAUUAUGGUGUUGACUAUAUUGAGGAUUUGACGUUGGUUGAAGACACUAAUAAUGAGGGAAUGAAUCGAGGUUUUGCUUUCUUGGAGUUCUCUUCACGUUCGGAGGCCAUGGAUGCUUUUAAGCGAUUACAGAAGAGAGAUAUUAUAUUUGGAGUUGAUAGGCCUGCGAAGGUUUCUUUUGAGGAUUCAUUCAUUGAUCCUGGGGAUGAAAUCAUGUCAAAGGUUAAAACAGUGUUUAUUGAUGGUCUCUCUGUAUCCUGGAGCGAGGACCAUGUGCGUGAGCUUCUUAAAGAAUAUGGAAAGAUUAGAAAAGUUGAGCUUGCCAGAAAUAGGCCUUCAGCCAAGAGAAAGGACUUUGGAUUUGUCACCUUUGACACUCAUGAGGCUGCAGUUACAUGUGCUAAAAGCAUUAAUAAUGAGGAAUUGGGUGAAGGAGAUAACAAGGUUAAAGUUAGGGUCAGACUAUCGAGACCCCUCCAUAUGGGUAGAGGGAAAUAUGGUGGACGAGGAGAUUUCCGACCUUGGCGUAUGCCUAUGCAUGGUUCCCGUGCCCCUUGGGAUCGAACAACUCCAUAUAGUCGAGGGACUAGAGGUGUGCCUCCUGUAGUUGGUCGUGGUUUCAGACGACCUGCAGCAUUGAGAGAUAGACAUGCAGUGACGGCUUUACCUCCUAGGGGCAGACCCAUGGCUUCACCACCUAGGAGGUUAUAUGACCGGAGACCACCUGUUCCCUCAUAUCCAAAGAGUAACUUGAAGAGGGAGUACGGACGGCGUGAGGAUAUCUCUCCUCCUAGAAGCAGAGCAAUAGCUGAGUAUUCUUCGAGGGUUCAUUCUGACAGACGUUCAUCCUAUAGGGAUGAAUAUUCUUCGCGUGGCUCUGGUUACCCUGAAUUACCUAGAGGUACUCAUUCUGCAGCAAGGAGAGCUUAUGUUGACGAUGGAUAUGGGCAGCGGUUUGAAAGACCCCCUCCAUCUUACCGUGAAGGACGUGGUCGUGAAUAUGAUUCUGUGUCUGGUUCGAAACGUCCAUACACUGCAAUUGAUGAUGUUCAUCCCCACUAUGCUGAGGCAGGAGUGCGGCAUUCUCGUGCUCGUUUGGAUUAUGAACUAGACGGUGGAAGUGGCUCUCAUUAUGGAGACACAUAUGGUGACAGUAGACUUGGGAGAUCAAAUCUUGGAUAUGGCGGCAACAGGAGCUCCAUUCCUAGGCAAGAUUCUCAUGGGAUGUACAGCAGUCGUCAGGGUAUGGGCUAUGCUGGAGGCUCCUAUGGUGGAAUGUAUUCGUCCAGCUAUGGUGGUGAUUACACAUCUCGUGGCAGUGAUGUUGGCUCCUCGGUUUAUUCUAGUCGUGGUAUGGGUGACAGUGGUUAUAUGGGAAGUGGUGGUUCUGGAUCUUACUACUAAGAUUUGAGUUGACAAAAGAGCCUGCAGUUGGAUCUGUUAACGUGGAAUAUGCAUCGACCGGCCUCUUGGAGAGAUGAAGUUUAUCUGUUACUUUGUAUAUGUAGGGCUAGAGAAUUUAGCAUUAGAGGUUGUAUUGCUCUGAAGCAUCUUGAAUUUUAAUUGGGAGAAGAGACGUCUGUUCCUUUUUGAAGCAAGGAAAUUCGAGCUAUGUACAGCAAACUGAGAUCUGUUUAUUUCUGGUUUCAACUUGGAAUGUCUUCUAGUGGUUUCUUCUUUUAAAAA